ACCUCUGAGACGUGUGAAAUGCCACUGUUGACUACUUGUAAGAGGAGGGAAGAACUGCAGGCUGUUGCGGUUGUAUUAUCCAUGUGCUCUAAUUACUAAAACUCACGUCACGCAUUUAUGCCUGUUGGUAGACCAAAAACUAAAUCCUACAAUUAAAUUGGCUCGGGAAAUGAACUAAGCAGGGCUAGCAGAAUUACAACUGUUGGCUCUUUAUUUAGUCAUCAGAGGAGCCUAUUUCGCAACCAGCGAGGAGCAUCCCUAGCGUUACAGGUGUCGCCUCCUGACCGAGCGGUAGCCGACGCUUCAUCAUAGCGCGGCCCGGAGCCUCCUUUCCGCGCUCCCAGAGCCCAGCGGGCGGAGCCGCGUCCCGCCCGCCCAACCCGCACCGGCGGCUGCGGCUCCGGCCCCACCGCCGAGCCCGAGCCCUUCCCCGGGCGGCGGGGUCGGGCCGCCCUGUCCCGCCCCACUGCCGGAGGGGGCCGCCGCCGCCGCUUCCAAACUUUCGACCGGCCGUACCGUGCCGUGCCGCUGCCCCAUCGCCAGGGAGGAGAGAGCCGCCCCGGUGAGUGUGCGAGAGGCGGGCGGCGGAGGAGGUAUGGAGGGACCCGUGUUGAGCCGUACCGCGCACUGGGAGGCGGGAGCAGCCGCCCCACCGCGGGAAGACGGGUGUCCGCUCACUGCCCUGCCCUGCCCUGCCCUGCCCUGGGAGACCGGCUCCUGUGGCAAUGCCGGCGGUAGCCACGCUCGCUCGCCUCCCCGGGGCGGGAGGGAGAGACAACUCUGUUGCUUAGACCAGGCUGCUGCAAAGAUGGGGCCCCUGGAAGCAAUAGGUGAAGAAAACCAGACAGAUGAAAUGAAAAUGGAGCUCUUCACCAAGCUGUACUUGCCAAGACACACCACACCGCUCAAUGAAUUGGCUCUGGACCCUAAACCAGAGCUGAAGGACAGCACAACACUAGUUGAAGUGCAGAUAAUCCUCAUCUUUGCUUACUGCUCCAUCAUCCUGCUGGGGGUGAUUGGAAACUCCCUCGUGAUCCAUGUGAUCAUCAAGUUCAAAAGCAUGCGCACGGUGACUAACUUCUUCAUUGCCAAUCUGGCUGUGGCUGACCUGCUGGUGAAUACAUUGUGCCUGCCCUUUACUUUGGUUUACACGCUGUUGGGUGAAUGGAAACUGGGCCCGGUCUUGUGCCACCUGGUGCCUUAUGCCCAGGCUCUUGCUGUGCAUGUGUCUACUGUCACUUUGACUGUGAUCGCUUUGGAUCGGCACCGCUGCAUCGUCUACCACUUGGAAAGCAAAAUCUCUAAGCAGAUCAGCUUCCUGAUUAUAGGAGUUGCCUGGGCAGUCAGUGCCCUGUUGGCAAGUCCCUUGGCCAUCUUCCGUGAGUACUCAUUGAUUGAGAUCAUUCCUGACUUCAAGAUUGUGGUCUGCUCUGAGAAGUGGCCAGGAGAGGGGCAGCUCAACUACGGCACCAUCUACAGCAUCUCCAUGCUCCUGAUCCAGUAUGUGCUGCCGCUGGCAGUCAUCUCCUAUGCCUACACCCGUAUUUGGACCAAGUUGAGGAACCAUGUGAGUCCUGGGGCAGCGAAUGACCACUACCACCACCGGCGGCAGAAAACCACCAAGAUGCUGGUGUGCGUGGUUGUGGUGUUUGCUGUCUGCUGGCUGCCGUUUCACACCUUCCAGCUAGUCAGUGACAUUGACAGUCAGGUGUUAGACCUGAAAGAGUACAAACUGAUCUACACAGUGUUUCACGUGAUUGCCAUGUGCUCGACAUUUGCUAAUCCCCUUCUCUAUGGCUGGAUGAAUAACAACUACAGGACGGCCUUCCUCACGGCCUUCCAGUGCGAACAGCGGCUGGACUCCAUCCACCCCGAAGUGUCGGCAGCUUUCAAAGCCAGGAAGAAACUAGAAGCAAAGAGGAUUCAAUUCCCUGGAGACUCUUUCACACAACCUACCAAUGUCUAAGGUGUCUGACUUUAAAGAAGGAAUGAAUAUGUUGUGGACAAAGGGAUGAAUCCAUUUCGACACAUGCAUUUUUAAUGCAUACUUUUAUUUGUAAAUGGUGAAAGAAAAGUAGCAGGAAAGUCAAGGCAUGUGAUAUGAUUUGAGGGGAGUUGAUCAGCAUGAAGAGUAUGGAACUAUACAACUGCAAGUAAAUAAAAGGGAGAGACUUUGUGGUUGUCUCUAACAAUGUUAGACAUACUCCCAUCCCUCCCAAUCCUUCUGGCAAGUCUAAAUGACAAAGGCAGGGUUUGCUGGUUUGGCUAUAUGAAGGCAAAUGGCUGAUUUGUGACACAGGAAUACUGAUGGUGGGAGCAGGUAAUUUUUAUAUUGGAUAUGGAAGUUGGGGAGAGCAGAAGCCUGCCAGGAGAAUGAAGCCUAUCUGUGGGGAAUGGGCUGUGCUGGCUAAAGCUCAAACUUUUCAGACCCCUUCUCUCCCACAGGCAUCUUUUGCAAAGGUAGGGAAUUAUGAAGAGAAAUGUCACUGGUUUUUGACUUUGUCUUACUGAAGUACUUCAGAGUGUUUGAAAUAGAUUAGAGGGAAAAAAAAGAGGAAAAAAACCCCACAAAAACAAACACCCAAACAACAGAUUAAUUGUGAAGGAAGGUCAAGUUACUACCUAAAAUGAAAUGUGGAUUUUGGCCAAUCAAAUGGGGGUAAAAAGUAAUUCCUUAAGAAUUGGCUGUGGCUAUGCUGCUGAGAAAAUCAUGAGCCUGCGACCUGAUCAGUGAUUCCCUGCAGAUCCCUACCUUUCAUUCUGUGCUAGACACAGCUCAAAUGCAAUGCUUUAAAGUGGCAUUUGAGGGCAGGGGAUGCAGGCUCAGGUCUUCUGUGAGCGCUUCCGAAACUGCCAAUAUUUUCAUUUUCAAGACCUGCUUAAAUGUCUAAGGCAUUACUAACUCCACAGGCUUUGAAUUGUUGCCGCUUUCUCCCUGGAUAAUAAAACAGCAGAUAAUUUUGAUCCUCUGGAAAGGCUGCUUGAUGGUACAGUGCUUUUCGUUAUUGUGAUUUUAUGUCAUACACUUGUCUUGGGGCUUUUUCCAUCUUUAGCCUUUGUAUAACUAAGAACAUCUGAGUGACUGUAAUCUAAUAAAGUAUGCUAGGUUUAUGUGAUAACUUAUCAGUUAUUCUGCAUGCUGUAGUUAAUAGUUAAAUUCCUUUUUUUCUCAGGUAUAAAAUUUUAAUGUUUACUGUGUCGUACACAGCAAUGUUCAACUCUUCUGUGUCUUUGUUUAGCCUCCUUGAACUCAUUAAAGAGAUGAAGAAAAUUUCAACCCCUGUUUAUUCCAAGCUGCCCUGUGGCUUAUCUAUAAUAAAAAUAAGCGUAAUGCUUUCACGUGGUAUUUCUUUCCAGUUA
Molecule: messenger RNA, 3360 nt
Organism: Strigops habroptila (Kakapo)
Lineage: Eukaryota; Metazoa; Chordata; Aves; Psittaciformes; Psittacidae
Gene: NPY2R
Product: neuropeptide Y receptor Y2
Exons: 2
Coding region: 596-1966 (456 amino acids)
Biological process (GO): G protein-coupled receptor signaling pathway
Cellular component (GO): membrane
Molecular function (GO): neuropeptide Y receptor activity
Source: RefSeq, a predicted model, not a curated record